CAUCCCCAAUUGUAAGAAUCCUUUUUUUUUUCCGAGAUCCAAUUGCAAGAACGCUGCUGGAACAGGGUCAGCCUCGGGAGGAAAGGACAUCACGGUGGGACGGAAUCGCCGAUCUCUCACCGAUUUCCAUGAGCGGGAGCAGCGGCGGCCGCGGAAGGCAAGGACCUGAGGGCUUGCCCGUCCCGGGGCCCUGCGCCUCGACCCACCAGGCUCUCGCCGAGUGCCACCGCCGGGCCGCCCGCGGCCCACUGCAGCCGGAGGUGCUGUGCCGGCACCUAAACCGGGCCCUGGCCGAGUGCCUGGUGACCAUGUGCUGCCCCGGCGAGACCGAGGCCGUGCGCACCCUCUGCGGCAGCUUCGGCACCGCGCUCAAACGAUCCCAGUGCCAGCGCGCGCGCAUCGACCUCUCCCUCUGCCUCGAGGCCCAUCAGGAGACAUGACCUGCAUAACCAAUGUGAUCUGUGUCUCCACCUGAAUGGUCUGAGUUUGUAUACGUGGGAGCAGGCUGGCGCAUCAUUGUCUUAAUAUCAUUGUGAACAUUGAGUAUCCAGUGAAGAAGUCAGAAGCAAGCAUCCCGAGCAAAUAGAAGCAACAAGCUC
Molecule: messenger RNA, 599 nt
Organism: Brachypodium distachyon (stiff brome)
Lineage: Eukaryota; Viridiplantae; Streptophyta; Magnoliopsida; Poales; Poaceae
Exons: 2
Coding region: 129-440 (103 amino acids)
Source: RefSeq, a predicted model, not a curated record